This is a messenger RNA of Ictalurus furcatus (blue catfish), 4193 nucleotides long. RefSeq names its product cadherin-20-like. NCBI's taxonomy places the organism in Eukaryota, Metazoa, Chordata, Actinopteri, Siluriformes, Ictaluridae. Gene Ontology annotation, molecular function: calcium ion binding; cadherin binding. Bases 1559 to 3985 code for a protein of 808 amino acids. The transcript has 12 exons. Gene Ontology annotation, biological process: adherens junction organization; homophilic cell-cell adhesion; multicellular organism development. The record is from RefSeq and is a predicted model, not a curated record. Gene Ontology annotation, cellular component: adherens junction; catenin complex; plasma membrane.
CACUGAAAGUGGAGAAACGUAUCCAGAUAACUCUACAUAUUGAAACUGUAAAGCCGCUAUUAAUUUCAUAUUUAUUCAUAAACUCUGAACGGUAUAAAUAUUCAACAAGUACUGUAAACAUUAUACUUUAUUUUUUACAUCUGUACAGUGUUUUUAAUAUUUCAUUUCAUCAAUGUAAUCGAUAAAAUUCAUAUUAUUCAUACAAACACGUUUUCACAUUUAGUAAUUCAGUGUGUGUGUGUGUGUGUGUGUGUGUGAGAGAGAGAGAGAGAGAGAGAGACAGUGAUUAGCCGUGAAAGGACUUGAUUAACACACACAAUAAAGCAGCAUGUCGGCUUAUUAUCUGUGACAAAAUGGUUUCUCGCAGAAGUUCUCGAGGUUUGACCUUUGACCCCUGCAUCUCAUUGAGCUCGUUCAGUAUGCUGUGUGGUUUUUUUUUGUUUUAUUUUUAUUUUUUAUUAUUUUUUUUUUUAGAAGAACGAGGCCCAUGGGAAAGUCUGUUUUUUUUUAAGGUAUUUUUUUUAAUGGGGGAGGGGGUCAUUUGCACUGUGUUUUAUUUAUUUAUUUACUUUAUUUUUCAUUAGAAUGCAAAGUGAACCAGUAAAAUUCCAAGUUAGUAACGUAAACCUGAGAUUAUUUACCUACAUACAUUUUUUUGUUGAAUUUACAUAUUUUAAUAUGGCUCUUAAUUUAAAUAUGUCGAUCAGUGAAUCUUUUUUUUUUUCAGUAUAAGAGUGUUUAUUCCUUACAUUCCCGUGUUUAGGCCAACCGAAUUAGUUACCUAAAUCUGUAUUGACUAGAAUGAGCUCGGCUAGUGAGGAGUAAGAGUGCGCUGAAAUGUGCCGCCUAAAAUACUCCAAAACAGCAGGACUCUGUAGGACACCUACGAAGGGUUAAGAGUCAAACAGAGCUGAACAGAAGCACCGGGGUGUGUGAAAGAGCGGCUGUUCCCUCUGUAGUGAAGAUGAAGUGCACACUAAAGGUCUGAUGGAGUGUGAGACUUGGAGAUGAACUGAUGAAUGGAGGGAGGAGAUGUUUUCUCUCUCUCACUGCUACUCUUUUGUUAGCCGCUUUAUUCUCCUUUUCACACACACACACACACACACACACACACACACACACAUUAUGUGUUUUACUAUGUGUUAACUCCAUAGUGAGCAGAUGGUGGGGGGGGGGUGAGUUAAAAAAAGAAAAGAAAAGAAAGAAAUUGUAAAAGUCUAUUUUAUAGAUGAAGGGAGAGGGAGAGACAGAAAAAACAGGGAGAAAGGGAGAAAAAAAAGAAACACCAGGGAGAAAAAAGAGAGAGAGAGAGAGAAAGAGAGAAUGGAAAAUCACAGAAAGAAAAACAGGGAAAGGGGUAGAAAGAAAGAAAAACAGAAUGAAUAAACAGAGAGCUACAGUAGAAAAAGACUAGGGAAUGUGGACAGAGGGAAAUGUUGUGUGUCUACUUACCUCUUUGUGUGUGUGUGUGUGUGUUUGAACAGGUAAACUGGCAGAGUGGUGGAUGAAGGACGACUAACAAGUGAACGAGUGAAGUGAGAGAUCUGCCUGCCUUGCCAUGGCACUCUGGUUCCUGAAGCGAAGUGGAGACUUCAGCACCAUGAUCACAGUGAUGAGCUUACUGGCGUUGUCUCAGGGGGACGCAGGGGACGAGGGGACGAGUGUGAGAGCCCUGAGGAGGGAGAAGAGAGGAUGGGUGUGGAAUCAGUUCUUUGUGCUGGAGGAGUACGCUGAAGACAAACCACUCUACGUCGGAAAGCUUCACUCAGAUUUGGAUAAAGGAGAUGGCUCUGUUAAAUAUAUUCUAUCAGGAGAAGGUGCAGGAACCACGUUCACACUGGAUGACAGCACUGGUGAUAUCCAUGCUAUACAGAGGCUGGACCGUGAGAUGAAAGAGCACUACAUCCUACGUGCUCAGGCCACUCAUCGCCACACAGGCCGCGCCCUCGAACCCGAGUCCCGCUUCGUAGUCAAGAUCCAGGAUAUUAAUGACAACGAGCCCAAGUUCCUGGAUGGACCCUACCAGGCCACCGUACCCGAGAUGUCUCCUGUCGGUACUUCUGUGAUUCGGGUGACUGCGACGGACUCCGACGACCCAUUGUACGGGAACAGCGCCCGAGUGGUGUACAGUGUUGUGAAAGGGCAGCCAUAUUUCUCCGUGGAUCGACACACAGGCGAGGUGCGCGUGUCACUGCCUGAUAUGGAUCGAGAGGUCAAAGGUCAAUACGAAGUCGUGAUUCAGGCUAAAGACAUGGCGGGGCAGCUGGGAGGUUUGGCAGGAACGACGACGGUCAACAUUACUCUGAGCGACGUCAACGACAAUCCUCCCCGCUUCACUCAGAAGCUGCACCAGAUGAGCGUCCUGGAAUCCGCACCCAUUGGUACUGUAGUUGGCCACGUCCAGGCUCAAGAUCAGGAUUUAGGUAUCAAUGCGGAAAUGCGAUACGGAGCGAUCGACGGGGAUGGACGAGACGUGUUCGACAUCAGCGCCGACUCCACCAACACGUACGGGGUCAUCACUGUCAAACAGCGUCUGGACUUCGAGACGGCGCGGAGCUACACUCUGAAAGUGGAGGCCACUAACACACACGCCGACAAGCGUUUCUCUGCUAACGGGCCGUUUAGCGACGUCGCCACAGUGCAGGUGAGUAUAGAGGACGUGGAUGAGCCGCCGCAGUUCAGCGCCACACUUUAUUAUGCAGAGGUCCGUGAAGACUCUGAGAUCGGCAGCGUGGUGAUCGCCAUCUCAGCCCGAGACCCCGACGCCGCUAACAACUCCGUACGUUAUAUGAUUGAUCGUGUCAGUGAUCCGGAUCAGUAUUUCUCAGUGGGCGUGUCCAAUGGUUCACUGACGACUGUACUUCCGCUGGACAGAGAAGAAAACAGCUGGCAUAAUCUCACUGUGGUCGCCAUGGAGACAAAUAACCCACUGAAGUCAGCGAGUGUAUCUGUGGCUAUAAGAGUUCUAGACGUCAACGAUAAUCCUCCAUCAUUAACUCAUCAUUACGAAGCUUUCCUGUGUGACAACGCAAGAGCAGGACAGCUGGUCCAAUCAUUAAAAGCCGUAGAUGCGGACGAGCCAAUAGGAGGACAUCGUUUCCGUUACACUCUUCCUCCUGAAACACAGAAAAAUCCCAACUUCACCCUCAUAGAUAACCAUGAUAACUCUGCGAGGGUGCUGACGCGGCGGAGUGGCUGGGUGUCUCCAAGUGUGUACUAUAUUCCCAUCACCGUGUCUGAUGGAGGAGAACCAGUCCAAUCCAGCACGCACACCCUGACUGUCCGAGUGUGUCAGUGUGAUGCAGACGGGGAUGUCCCGUCCUGCCGUAACGCUGAACCUUACACACUCCCAGCUGACCUGAGCACAGCAGCGCUGACCACCAUGCUUGCCUGUGGCUCCAUCGUGCUUGUUAUGCUAGUGCUCUUGCUGUUCUUAAGCAGCAGCGCUAAAAAACCUUUCCCCGGUGACGAGGAAGAAAAUGUGCGAGAAAACAUUGUUCAUUACGAUGACGAAGGUGGCGGGGAGGAAGACACAGUGGCGUUCGACAUCACCAAACUGUGGAAGACACACACGGAGGCACUAAGCUACGCUGAACUAGCGCUUAACAGCAGUAAACGACGACACGUUGACAAUAAGGACAUAAAACCAAACAUUACGCUACGACAGGAAAAGCAGCCCGAGAUCCAGAGCCUGUCGUGCUACGUGUCUCAGACAGACGCUAACAAGUACAGUACUAAUGCUAACGGCAGUACCGUGUACGACUAUGUGCUGGCCAAGCUCUGCCAGGUGGACCUGGAUGCCGAAGUGCCGCCGUAUGACUCGCUGCAGACGUACGCCUAUGAAGGCGAGGGCUCCGUCGCCGAGUCGCUCAGCUCGCUGCAGUCUAACGACGAUAACGAACUCGAUUACGAUUAUUUAGACGAGUGGGGGCCAAGAUUUCACGCACUCGCAGAGCUGUACGGCACAAGUGAGAGUAACUUUUAGCACAAAUGUCCAGAAAUAUACCGUUGCCAUGGAGAUACGGCGAAUAGUGCGAUUCUGAAACGAUGACACGUCUGUAACAUCGUUUAUGGAUACAGCACAUGUUUAAUCAAUUUAUUGAUUAUAUAUAAUGAUUCAGUUUAGCAUGAAAUCUCAGACUUUACCAUCAUGCGAUUUUAUGAUUCUUUAGAAUUGACUUGAUUCAGUGGAG